Acinonyx jubatus (cheetah) is the source of this 8411-nucleotide messenger RNA. RefSeq names its product solute carrier family 6 member 4 (gene SLC6A4). Lineage: Eukaryota; Metazoa; Chordata; Mammalia; Carnivora; Felidae. Gene Ontology annotation, biological process: serotonin uptake; sodium ion transmembrane transport. The transcript has 14 exons. The record is from RefSeq and is a predicted model, not a curated record. Gene Ontology annotation, molecular function: serotonin binding; serotonin:sodium:chloride symporter activity. Bases 4444 to 6201 code for a protein of 585 amino acids. Gene Ontology annotation, cellular component: neuron projection; plasma membrane.
AGUCUACGCUGAUCCUCACUGGCUUCUGCUAGGUCCAGCCUCGGAAUUGGCUGAAGACUAUGUAUUUCACUGAGACUGGACAUCCCUUUCACUGAAAGCAAAAAGUGUAGCAUCCUAAUCAACAUUUCCAUCAGUGCCUGAGCCCCCUGCCUUUCUGACUUCCUAAGAAUCUUCUCGGUCCUAGCAGGGGAUAUUGUCUGUCACAGUACUUUCCAAGAUAACAUUAGAUAAAGGCUCAAGUUUGAAUCAAAGUGUUUAUGAUAUUCUAGUAUUCCUGUUCCAAGCAAGAUAAAUAAAUCCAUUUCUAGACACAUCAUGGCAAAACCCUAGAACAGAUCUUAAAAGCAUCCAGGAACACUGAUUACCUCCCUCCAAAGAAAAGACAAUUAGAUUGACAACUAACUUCUCAUCAGCAACUAUAUAAGCAAGAAGAAAGAGAAAUAUUUCUUCAAGGUGCUAUGAGAAGUUAACUGUAAGCCUAGAAUUCUAUGCUCCAUGAAACUGUCUUCCAAAGAUGAAAUAAAAUACAUUUUCAGUCAAAAACUUACCCAAGGAGAAGGAAAGUGUUCCAGUAUGAAAGAUCUGAAAUAUGAUAAAUAUGUGCAUCAUCUAAACAAAAAGUACGUGUAGGUAAGUCUAAUAGGGUUCAGAGAAAGACAAAACUAAAAUACAUGAAAGCAGAUAAUUGUAAUUAGGGAGGUCAUUGAACUAAACAUAUUCUUUAUAUCAUUCAGGUAGAAAAUAAAUACAUUGAUUAACUUUAGACUUUGAUAUGUUAAUAACCUAUCCUAGAUUUCUAGAUUUGUAUAUCUAUUUUUAGUUAUAUAAAACGUAUAAAAAUAUCUGUAUCUAGAUGUAUAAAAUGUUUAUCUAAAUUUAUAUAUCUUUUUAAUGUUUAUAUUUAUUUUUGAGACAGACAAAGCAUGAGCGGGGGAGGGGCAGAGAGAGAGGGAGACACAGAAUCCGAAACAGGCUCCAGGCUCCGAGCUGUCAGCAUAGAGCCUGACGCGGGGCUCGAACUCAUCAACCACAAGAUCAUGACCAGAGCCGAAGUCAGACGCUUAACCGACUGAGCCACCCAGGUGCCCCUCUAAAUUUAUAUAUCUUAUAUACCUAUUUAAUAUAUCUAUAUUUCUACAUUACUACUAAAAAAUAAGCAGGAUAUAGUUUCUAAGCAAGAAUAUAAUCAAUCCAUAAAGAGACAACAUGGUGAGAGAAAAAAAAUGUAGGACCAAGAAAGUGUCCAAAAUAAGAUAGAGAUAAAUCUAAAUGUGUCAAUAAUUAUAUAUAAAUGUGUUAAAUGUCCCAGAAAAAAGACACUGUCAAACUGGAGUUUUAAAAAAAUAAUUCAGCCAUAAGCUGAUUAUAAGAGACAUCAGCAACCCUGGGAUAUAAGAAAGGAUAGGAAAGAUAUAUCAGGCAGAUACUAACCAGAAGAAAUCUGGUGUGGCUAUACUAAUAAUUACCAAAUUAGGGCUACUCUGAGUAACCAGACUGAUUCCAGAGUAUGUUAUUCACAGCCUCCCUGGAGUUGUACAACACGAUGGCCCUGGAAGUAGGCUUUAAAACAAAAAGCAUUACUAGAGAUAGAGUCACUACAUAAUUAUAUGUUUAGUUGAUUCUCUGGAAAAAUAUGAAGAUUCUAAAUUAUAAAUUAGUAUGUACCUAAUAACAUAACCUCAAAAAAUAUAAAGCAAAAACAUAACUAUAUGGAAAAAUAAGCCAGUAUUAUAAUGGAAGAUUUUAAUUGUUGAUAGGUCAAGUAACCAAAAACUCAAGUGAAAGGUUUAAGCAUUUAGUAAGGUUGGUGUAAUGGACAUCCAUUUAGAACACUGCACCGAAUAACUGCCCAUUCUUUUUGAGCACACAUGGAACUUUUUCAAAAAUUAACUAUACGCUGGAAAGUAGAGUCAACCUCACCAAAUUUCCAAGCAGUUAAGUUAGAAACUAAAGAGAUAACUAGAAGGUUCCUAUAUGUUUAGAAAUUAGCUCCUAGGUCCAAGAAGAAAUCAUAAAGGAAAUUUAACCUAAACAAUGAUAAAUACUGCAUAUCAAAAUGACAGAUACAGCUAAAACAGUACUUAAAUUUUAUAGUAUUAAAAUUUUAUUAGAAUGGAAGAAAGACUGAGAAUUGAGCUAAGCAUCUAUGUCAAGAAAUUAGAACUGCAAAAUAAAUCUAAAAAUAGAAGGAAAUAAAAUGUAUGUGCAGAAAUUGGGGAACCUGGGUUGCUCAGUCGCUUGAGCGUCUGACUUCAGCUCAGGUCAUCUCACGGUUUGUGGGUUUGAGCCCCACUUCGAGCUUGCUGCUGUCAUUACAGAGCCCACUUCAGAUCCUCUGUCCCCCCUCUCUCUAUCCCUCCCCAACUUGUGCUGUCUCAAAAAGUAAACAUUAAAAAAAUGUGCAGAAAUUAAAGAUAGGAUCAACAAAGCUGUAAGUUAAGUCUUAACACACACACACACACACAAAAAUUAACAGAUCUUGGCAAGACUAAUUAAAACACAUACACAAGAAAUCAAAAGGAAGAUACCAUGAUAGAUACUGCAGAUAUUUAAAAAUUAGAAGAUACACUUAACUUUGUUAAAUGUGACAGUAGAGGGAUUUGUUUAGAAGACCUAAAUCCACAACUUGGGAGCAAUGGAAGAGGAGAAACAAUAAGCUGGAAAGCCCACAGAGGCACUGAACAAUUUAGCAGAGCUGAAAAAGUUGAAUCCUGAGCCAAUGGUGGAGACAGCCAGUGCUAAGCAAACCAAUUUACAUUGUGUAAUUCCCCAAUAUGGUAGUUCCAGAUGACCAUUAAGGGAAUUGGGAGUGAAAGAAGGGUUACUGAAGGUUGGGUGUGUCUGUUAGAUCCCCUCCCUACUUUGGGCAGCUGGUGACUGUCCCUCCCUUGCUCUCUCAGCCCAUUCAAGAUUUAUUCUCAAGAGAGAAAAACGGUUUAUGCUCUGGAAGUCAGAAACAUAACUGAGGAUGAAAGUACCAUAAGGGGGUUAAGUGAGUAGUUACAUUCUGAAUGUUCUCUGCCAUCUUGGGCUCCUAGAAGUCUAGCACCCAGGAGAUUGGAAAUCUUCUCUGGGGAAUCUUGAUUAGCCCAAAAGGAAAGACGUAAAGAAGUAUUUUAUGACAUAAAGCAUCAUUUUAUGAGACUGGCAUAACUCUGUCAAGGAUAGUAAGAGAAAAAAUUACAUGUGAAUCACACCCAUAAGCAUAGAUGCGAAAGUCCUAAACAAAUUAUAAACCAAAUCUGCAAUAUAUGAAAGAAUAAUCUUCAUAACAACAUAUUUAAUAAAAGCGAUUUCCCAAAUAAAAUCAGGAUCAAGUGGGGUGAAACAAACAGCAUUGCAUAUGUCUUCUCUGCUGGAGAUAAAGGGAAAUGAGCCAAAGGUUUAACCAGAGACCUGAAUUGGAGGAACUUGCUAAUGUUUGGGUGACCACUGAGCACAGAAAUAGGAAGGUGUGACUGGGAACUCUUUAACUGAUACUCUGACCUCUGGAAAGUCUUUGCCAGCCAGGAUGACUCUGGAGACAUGUAGAGUCAUGCUGACCCUACACUUCCAAGAAGCCAAGACCUGAUAAUGAGACAUGCCUUCAGGAUGUGGUUGUGGACCCAUCUGCUUGAUCCAGCUUGUCCUUAAAGAGCAGCUUAAUUUUAAUUUGCUGCUGGCAGAGCCAGGGCCCUUGUGCUCUAAUUCCUUCAGUCACAUGGUGUGUGUGAGCAUUGCUGCUGACUCCAGCCGUAGGCUUCGGUCAAGUGGGACUUCUUUAAGUAAUUCCAGAUGAGCAUUCCCAUGUUUAGGACAACUUGUCUGAACCAUUGUUGCUGCUCUUGACGCUGACUCUUCCUCCCUGUGGCCUGUGAUACAAUUUGAUUGAAACCUAGGAAUAAACCAGCCAGAGUUGUUUUUGUUUCCCUUUUCAAACUCCUAGCCUUCUCCGCAUUACCACAAAGGGAAAAGAAGAAAGGGAGGGAGCAAAUGUUCAAUUCCUACCAGCUGCAGUUAUUUGGGAACAGGACUGUGGAGGUGGUGAGCCCAUCUGUGCUCCUCUCUCUCAGUGCAGUUUGAAUACUAAUUGCUCUUUUUCACUUUGCUUACUCCUCUAGAACAACUCUAGUUCCAAGAAAAAAGAAAAAGAAAACCUCUAGUUCCAUAACUCCUCUUGAUGUGACGGAGCAUUCUCUGGAACCAUUUCUCAGGCUGCCCCAUGACGUGACCACAGACCUCAAGGAUGAGGGUGAUGAGCACACCAAGAGGAGACUGAGGGGAAACCUCCCACUACAAAGAGGCACACGUUAUCUUGAAGCUCCUGGAAGGGAAGAAAAGCCGAAGGAAGGAGCUCUCAAUCCCAUUGGUAUAAAGCUCUGAGGAGACCCACGCAUCUGAGCACUGAGGAUUCGGUUCGGGUCCUCGGCAGAUGGGUGUCAGUAUCAUCUCCUAGCCAGCAGGAUGGAUACCACGCCCUUAAAUUCCCAGAAGGAGCUGUCAGCCUGUAAGGAUAAAGACGAUUGUCAGGAAAAUGGAGUUCUACAGAAGGGUGUGCCUGUCCCUGAGGAUAAGGUGGAGUCUGGCCAAAUCUCCAAUGGGUACUCAGCAGUUCCAAGCCCUGGUGCAGAAGAUGACACUCAGCACUCCAUUCCGGCUGCCACCACCUCCCUAGUGGCUGAGGCUCAUCGAGGGGAACGGGAGACCUGGGGCAAGAAGAUGGAUUUCCUCCUCUCGGUCAUUGGCUAUGCCGUGGACCUGGGCAACGUCUGGCGCUUUCCUUACAUAUGUUACCAGAAUGGAGGGGGGAUCGGGUAUGCCAUCUGCAUCAUUGCCUUCUACAUCGCUUCCUACUACAACACCAUCAUGGCCUGGGCGCUCUACUACCUCAUCUCCUCCUUCACGGACCAGCUGCCCUGGACCAGCUGCAAGAACCCCUGGAACACUGGCAACUGCACCAACUACUUCUCCGAGGACAAUGUCACCUGGACGCUCCACUCAACAUCCCCUGCAGAAGAAUUUUACACGCGCCACAUCCUGCAGAUCCAUCGGUCUAAGGGACUUCAGGACCUGGGGGGCAUCAGCUGGCAGCUCGCUCUCUGCAUCAUGCUGAUCUUCACUGUGAUCUACUUCAGCAUCUGGAAAGGUGUCAAAACGUCUGGCAAGGUAGUGUGGGUGACAGCCACCUUCCCUUACAUCAUCCUUUCAGUCCUGCUGGUAAGAGGCGCCACCCUCCCCGGAGCCUGGAGGGGUAUUCUCUUCUACUUGAAACCCAACUGGCAGAAACUCCUGGAGACAGGGGUGUGGGUGGAUGCUGCCGCACAGAUCUUCUUUUCUCUUGGUCCUGGCUUUGGGGUCUUACUGGCUUUCGCUAGCUACAACAAAUUCAACAACAACUGUUACCAAGACGCCCUGGUGACCAGUGGGGUGAACUGCAUGACGAGCUUCGUUUCUGGAUUUGUCAUCUUCACGGUGCUCGGGUAUAUGGCAGAGAUGAGGAACGAAGAGGUGUCUGAGGUGGCUAAAGAUGCAGGCCCCAGCCUCCUCUUCAUCACAUAUGCAGAAGCCAUAGCCAACAUGCCAGCGUCCACAUUCUUUGCCAUCAUCUUCUUCCUGAUGCUAAUCACACUGGGCCUGGACAGCACCUUUGCAGGCUUGGAGGGGGUGAUCACAGCUGUGAUAGACGAGUUUCCGCACAUCUGGUCCGAGCGCCGAGAGUGGUUUGUGCUUGGUGUUGUCAUUACCUGCUUCUUCGGAUCCCUGGUCACCCUGACUUUUGGAGGGGCGUACGUGGUAAAGCUGCUGGAGGAAUAUGCCACAGGCCCUGCAGUGCUCACCGUUGUACUUAUAGAAGCAGUUGCUGUCUAUUGGUUUUACGGCAUCACUCAGUUCUGCAGUGAUGUGAAAGAAAUGCUUGGCUUCAGCCCUGGAUGGUUUUGGAAGAUCUGCUGGGUAGCCAUCAGCCCUCUGUUUCUCCUGUUCAUCAUUUGCAGUUUUUUGAUGAGCCCACCACAGCUACGACUUUUCCAAUAUAAUUAUCCUCAGUGGAGUAUCAUCCUGGGUUACUGCAUAGGAACCUCGUCUUUUAUCUGCAUCCCCACAUAUAUAACGUAUCGGCUGAUCAUCACUCCAGGGACAUUUAAAGAGCGUAUCAUUAAAGGUAUCACUCCCGAAACACCAACAGAAAUUCCCUAUGGGGACGUCCACUUGAACGCCAUAUAAAACACUUCACUGAGAGGAAAAUGGCUUCCCAACAACCUCUCCUCUGGUUCUGACUAGUCAUGCCUCGCCUUCUCCCCUCUGAGUCAGAGUUUCCAGCUAAGCCUGACAAUGGAAGGGCCUUCUUCACGGAGAGACAGUCCCAAAGACUAUGGUGCCCAGACUGUAAUGGCCUCCAACUACUUCUUUCUGUGAAAUCUCCCCGACAUAUUACGUUAGCUCUGUGACAUAGCUGAACUGGACUAUUUUGGAUGUGCGAGGGUGUGUAUGGAGGUGAUGAAAACCACCAUCUAGUCAGUUAGGAUUAGGUUUAGAAUCAAGUUUGUAAAAUUUGUCUCAUGUAUCAUUUCUUGUUAUUAUCAUUGGUAUCUGACAUCCAUUUGCUUCUAAAGGUUUCACUGUCAUGAAUGCAUAAACCACGUAGGAGAAAACAGGGAUGCUGUUUUGCUAGCCAUAUAUUUUCUGAAUAGCAUAGAAUUCUGUAGCUGGAAUCUACUAGAACCCUUUAACCUGUGUGCUGCUGUGGAGUCAGGAGAGGAAGAUGUAGAAACUAAACUCAAAAAUAAUGUAUACAUGUGAGCAUGUGUGUCUGUGUAUACUGUUGUUUCAGUGUAUCCUUAUCUCUAUUCCAAUACUUUGGGCCCAUUUCAAACUAUAUGAAUUUCCUUUAAUUUUUCUUACAUUAACAAAUUCCACCUACUCAAAUGUGUAUGUAUGUUAUUAUAAGGGUAUAACUGCUACACAUGUUCUGUCACCUUCUCCUUUUCCUAUGACACUACUGUAGCCACACACCUUCCUUUAUGGGUCAGUGUUCAGCGUUUGCUGCACUUCAUUGCCAUCUUCCUGUCUCUGCCAGCUAAACAUUCAGGAUAACAUUCCACAGGCAAAUCUGGCCUAUUUCAUCAGUGACUGUGGCUUGGCCGUGAACUGCUUUGAAGAUGGAUACUGACAAAUGCAUCUUCAGUGCUCAGUUAACUAUCUGGUUUAAGCUCUGUUUCAAAUGACUGGGUUACUUUGCUCUGUGAAGAGGAUAAGUCCAAUUCUUGCUUAUAGGAUAUAUAGGUCUGGCACCCUGACUAUAACCAAGGUCAUCCUUAGUCCAGAAGUAAUUGGAGACUUUGGGUUAGCCUUAAAUGGAACUCCCCCAACCCUUCCUGGUGACAAUCAGGACUGUGAGUCCUCCAGAUAAUUUCCCAAGAUUGAGUCUAAACUAAGUAAGGCUGAUUGGAAAAGGGUCAAUGAGUAGCUUUUCAUUUCACAUAAAGCCUUUAGUACAUAUCAAGUGAACUUGACCUUUUGUGGCUUGUGACUCUCAGAUGUGUAAGUAAAGAAGCAAAUUCACCUUGUAUAAGAUUUCCUCAUCAAAAUCUUAAAGGGAAUAAAGCCUAGUCAAUGAUAAAAGGACUCACUCAUCUAGCCCCAUAUCACUUCACUCCUCUAUAUAAAUCAAAUUUGAUUCUAACCUUAUAGAAAGAAGACCCAUAUAGCAGAGGCCUGGUUUUAUCCAAUUAUAGAUCUUCCUCUCUUGGCUUCCUUUCCCCAACAAUUUCUGCCCCAGACAUCUUCCUGUGUUCCCCCUACAUCCUUCUAUUUCUGAUUCUUUGCCUUUCUCAGCGGGAUAUUUUCCAUAUAGAUGUGAGCUGCUGAGAAGUUUCCCGAAAUAUUAGAGGAAAAGAGAAGAGGGAUUAAAAAAUGUCCCUCACUGACCUACCUUCAUUAUCUUCACUCUUUCCUUCCUUCAUGCUACCGUAUUUCCAUUUUCUUUGCUUUCUUUCAAGCUGAAAGGAGAGGGAUUGUAUAAGUGGCAGCGUAUUCAGUGGUAAAUAGCUUUGCAAAUUUUAAGAACUACUUUAUAUUCAGAUAUGGAUUCUUUCCAUCCCACACACACUUAUACAUGCUUCAAAGAUAUUAUUUUUUAAAAAGCACUUUUUCAAACAAUUAGAGUUGGCCAAGCCAGGUAUUGAGGGAAUUAUAUAGGCAUUUUGAAAUGUUGUCAGACUUCACUGAACUUAAAAAAAAAAAAACAAAAAAAACCUCUGUUCUGCAUAGUUUGCAUUUCCUUGAGCCCUAUUUAUCAGUACUACUAUGGAUUUUUUUUAAAGGAAAACGUAGAAGUAGGGAGAUGGACUUUAAAACAAUCUUUUAAAGAUCUUUUACAUUUAAUGUAGUAUUUACAUAAAAGUAAAAAUAAAAAUGGAAUUGAAUUGUAAAGU